CCGACUUGUACGAGCAAAGUCCGAGAGCAAAAUAUGUCAGCUGUCAAUUUCACUACACGCAUCGACGCUUGUUUGAGUUUGACAAUCGAAAAACACCAAUGAUUGUAUGAGUUGUUGAAGAUUUCUCAUAAUAUUUAAUUAUUUUUAAAUAAUAUAGUCAUUCGUUUUCCAUAAUUAUGCUUCGUAGCUCCUAAUUCUAUCUACUAGUCAAUAUCCAAAUUUAUUGUUUAAUGGGUUCUCGUAUGUGCGGCUCCAAAUGUCUCUUUAUAUGUUUGGGACUAACUUGUAUCGUAGGUUGUUAUUUGGCCUUACUUCCUAUAGAAAACGAGAAGCUGCCAUCACCUAAACCAGUUCAAACACAUAUCUCAAGUUUGUCUCAAAAGGAGCGAUUAGCAGUAAUAGUACCAUUUAGAGAUCGAUUUGAAGAGCUUCUAGAGUUCGUCCCGCAUAUGCACGACUUUUUAAACAGGCAAGGGAUCCCAUUCCACAUAUUUGUGAUCCAGCAGAAGGAUAACAACCGUUUCAACCGAGCUUCUUUAAUUAAUGUGGGUUUUUUACAUACGAAGAAAGACUUUGACUAUAUAGCGAUGCAUGACGUGGAUUUAUUACCUAUGAAUGAUGAUUUGAAGUAUACAUAUCCAGCUGCAAAUCCUGUUCACAUAUCGUCACCGCAGACGCAUCCUAACUAUCACUAUGCAACAUUUAUCGGAGGGAUCUUGCUGAUCACACGGGAGCACUUUGAGCUGGUGCACGGCAUGUCCAACAACUAUUGGGGCUGGGGGCUGGAGGACGACGAGUUCUACCUGCGGCUGAAGGAUGCCGGGCUGCAGGUGGAGCGGCCUGCGGGGAUUACCACUGGGACGGCAGACACUUUUAAACAUAUCCACGACAAGACGUACCGCCGUCGCGACCACCGCAAGUGCUACAACCAGCGCGAGGCGACCCGCCGCCGCGACCGCGACACCGGCCUGCACGACGUCACGCACCGCGUGGUCAGCGAGCACGCCGUGACGGUCGACGGGCUGGACGCCACGGUCGUGACCGUGCAGCUGCUCUGUGACGAGAAGAGGACGCCGUGGUGCCAGUGUCCUAAUACUGUUGUUAAGAAACCAGAGGCUAAGGCGAAGAGUUAAUAUGACGACUUCCAUGCUCAUAUUUAUACAUAACACUCAUAACUCAUAAUGAAUACUAUUCUCAUUGGCAUUUUGACACACUGAGAACUUAAGUUUUGUUUUUACAUCCCGAAUACUAAAAGGGACGAUAUAUGUGCGUAGCGCAUAUUGUUAAAGUGAGAGAGAUUGUUAGAAUACUUCGCGUUCUGUAUGCUAUGUAUUAUUAUUAGAGUGAGAUAAAUAUGGUUAGAUUGGUCCGUUUACCAAUCUUACUGCUUUUGUACCGAUUGUGCGUCGCGCCCUAAUAUCGCUAGAUUUUCUAUUGAAAAUGACAGAUUGAUUCUACAAAUUGGGGCAUUGCAAGUCUUAUUUUAGUGUUUUUGUUUAAAAACACUUUAAAACAACCGCAUUCGAUAAUGUCACGAUGGACGGGCUGGACGCCACGGUGGUGACCGCGGAGCUGGGCCGUGACGAGGAGCGGACGCCGCGGUGUGUCCUAAUACUGUCGUUAAGAAGCCAGAGGCUCAGGCGAUGAGUUAGGGAUUACUCAGUUUUUUUUAGAACAAUUGACUCUUAUUAGUCUUACAUUUAACAAAAAAAUUAAAAGCCUUAAACAAAUUUUACGGCUUACCUCACGUGUUUAGAGUCACUCGCGCGACAUGUUUCGGAGAGACUAGGUCUCCAUUUUCAAGCACAAACAGUGCGAGCAGCGGUCGCGACGGCCGGCUCGUGCUGCUCGCACUCGGUACGCGAAGUGCGCGUCUCGCGACAGUUUAAAUUAGAAAAUUAAAGCCGUAUUUUGGUUUGGCCCUCUCAGACCGUAAGCUAUUGCAGUUUAAUGUAAUGUGAAGUUUAAAGUUAUUAAAACUAGCCAAAGCGUAGCCAUAUAUUCGGUCUGAAAUAGUCAAAUUGGUGUAAAAUUAUGAACACGUAGUUAAUUUAAGUAUCUUGACGACAACUAUUUGUUAGCGAUUGGUUAUUGGUUAGUACCUAUUAAAAUGGAAAGUUUUGGACACCGUAUUAAAUGUUACUUAUAUCUUGUUAAGUGCAGUAGGUUCAGAAAACGGAUUUCAUAAUAGUCGUAGCGUUUUUUUGGAUCACAAUACAAUUAAUUGGCAAUCUCAAUCAUACGAAUCCUCAGUUUUUGACAUUCGCUCGAUAGAAAAUAAUCACGAACUGCACUUAAAAACUUCAACAAAAUAUGCACUAAAACUAAAAAUAUGAAAAUUGCUUCUAAAAAUCGCCAAUAUCAUGUUUGAGGGAACGUAUCGAUUACUUUUUUAUUUAUUUCAACGUACUAAAAUUAAAAAAAACAUGAUACCCGCACGGGCACGCGCUUCCAUCUCGCUCACACAUACGCUCAGUGAGAGUGAGGGAAGUACACGAACUUACUGCACCCUCAAAUGUUCUUACUUUUAUACAUUGUUUUAUUUAUACUGUAUCUUUAUAUAUAACCCUGCGACAUUCCAUGGUAAUUAAAGGAUUAAAUACCCAUUGCUAUAAAAUAGUUAUGUAAAUUCUAUAAAAAAAAAUUGUAAGGUCUUCCUCACAUGGGGCAACCCAAAAAUGGCUACUUGUGAAGUCGCGUCACGUUGCCCCGUACGAGAAAUGCCCAACUAGUCAAAACUACUUUUACUGCACGUAUAUUUUGCUCUAUCUGUGCCCGGCGCUAUGCUGGCGCCACAUACAGGGAUCUCUGGAAUCACAGCCAUAGAAAUAACAAAAUCAACGCCAUCUAUUUUGACACUUGCUUGAUUGCGUUGGGCUGUUAUUUCUGCCUUUCUGUUUCUAUAAACUGCUAUAUAUGGUAUAUGGGCGAGUCAACAUUUUGACCGACACAAAUCCGUCCACAACUUUUAGACUUCGUUGUAAGAUUACAAUUUUAAAUAAUAUUUGUUUCAGUUUAUGGUGUAUGUGAAAACAUUCAUGGCCCCGACUGUUAAACCUAACAAACAGAAACUAUGUAUAUUAGAAGCCCUAUUACUCAGUAACUCACGAGACUGAAUGAAUUUCCAAUAUAACUUGUAACUCUGGUAGCUGUUUAAGAAGUGUAACGCUCUUACGGUAGAUGUCGCCAGGGUCCCCUAGACCCAUAUGGUGGAAAGAUUCACUGGCUAUGGAUGAGGUCUUGGUGGCUCAGUUGGCAGAAGUUAGCGCUAAAGUAUCGACCCAGAGGCCGUUCAGGCCGUGAGUUCAGGUCUGCCUUAAGCAGUAGUUUUUCCACAUUUAAAUUUAUUCUAAACUUCAGAGACAUUUUGAGUACCUAACGCAAGAGACAUUCAAAACUGUCGGUCAGAAAGUUGAUUCGCCCAUUCGACUUUUUUAUAUCCAUACAAAACAUACGUCAAUACGUAUGUUUUGUAUGGAUAUAAAAAAGUCGUAAUUCUAUCUAUAGGUACUAUAAAUAAUUAUACUUAUAUAACUCAUCAGUACAGUACCAUCACUCAAACGGACUGAACUUCCCUUGCAAUUAAUUGUGAUUUAAGCAAUAAUUACUCUGUUGUAGUUUUAUGUACAUUUUGUAAAUAUUUUAUACAGUAAUGACAAUAAACAUUUAUUUGAUCCGA
Messenger RNA from Cydia pomonella (codling moth), 3679 nucleotides. RefSeq names its product beta-1,4-galactosyltransferase 7 (gene beta4GalT7). Gene Ontology annotation, biological process: proteoglycan biosynthetic process; carbohydrate metabolic process. Gene Ontology annotation, molecular function: xylosylprotein 4-beta-galactosyltransferase activity. The transcript is spliced from 3 exons. Lineage: Eukaryota; Metazoa; Arthropoda; Insecta; Lepidoptera; Tortricidae. The record is from RefSeq and is a predicted model, not a curated record. The coding region runs from base 231 to 1133 and encodes 300 amino acids.